UCACUUUUAUCAGUAAAAUUCAGUAUGAACACUACUUAAGCGAUCCGAUCCCAUUAUUCCCAUUUAAAUUUGUUAAUCAGUUAAUCCGACUGUUAGGUUCAACGAUUAUUUCCCUCUUUCUUCGCUGUUGAUUGCAUAUGCAUUACUUCGCACUCAAAUUCCUCUCUCAUCAGGUGCAAAAGGAAUGGAUGAAAGGAAACAAUUUAGAUUGGAUGACUUGUUAGACAUGAAGUCUGAUAGCAUUUUGCUAGGUAGGAUAAGUUUGCUGCCUGAUGAACUUCUCCUACAUAUAUUAUCCUUUUUGCCAUUGAAACAAGCUGUGAGUACUGGUGUUCUUUCAAAGAGGUGGAGGAAUUUGUGGAUGAAAUCUCCUAGUUUGUCAUUUGAUGCCUAUAACAUGUUUGGCCGGGAGCUCAGUUAUGUAGAGCAGCGUUUGAGAACGCGUCAGUUUGUUAGAUUGGUGGAUGGGGUUGUUAGCCAGUUGGUGUCACCUUCAAUUUGCGUUUCUACCUUUGCAGGGCACUAUGAACUAUCUGAGGAAGUGGUAUGUUACAUUGAUCGUUGGGUCUUGUUUGCCCUUAAGUGCAAUUUGCAAAGCCUUAACCUACAUUUCCGAAAGGGAAGUGCCAUCGGUUCGUGGCUCUUUCCUCCCCAAGUGGCUAGUCCUCAAACCAAUCUUUGUUGUCUAAGCCAGCUUCGUUUGGGCGGAUGUGAAGUUGUUCCUGCUUUUAGCGGUUUCAAGAAUCUUAAGUUGGUAUCUUUGACCAAUGUAAUUGUUACAGACCAAGCUUUUGAGGAUCUGGUGUCAAAUUGUUUGCUUCUUGAGGACUUGUUUGUUUGCUCAGCUGUGAAUCUGAGAAGUAUAAGAAUCCCGGAGUCAUUGAUCCGGUUGAAAUUUUUGCACAUAUACCUUUGUCAUGAUUUAGUCAAACUGGAAGUUAAUGCAGGAAAUCUUGCAUCUUUCACAUAUAUUGGACCAAAAUUAAAAUUCUCCUUUGAAAAUAUCUCUAAGCUUAGGGUGCUGCGUCUGGGAUGGAUAGAUGAGAUUUUUAGCCAACUAAUGAGUAAAAAUCUAUUGCUCCAUACUUUAAUCUUGGAUCUUGAUCUUUUCUUCGAGAAGUUUGAUAUGAAUUAUGAGAUUUUGCCUGUACUGGCCAGUCUUAAGGUAUUGAUUAUGUCAGUUGUUCGUCUAACUGGUGCUUUUACCGGGUUCACUAAAUUGCUUAGAGCAGCCCCUUCUCUGUAUAAGUUUGGGUUGCAUUUAAAGGGCCCUGACUUCUAUACUCCUGAAUUGGAAAAGGGUUUAAGAAUAGAUUUUCGCCAUGAACAUCUUCGGGAGAUUGAGCUCAGUGGCUUCUUGGGUAAAAAAGGGCAUAUUGAACUAGCUCUUUUGCUGAUUGAAUCAGCAGUUGCUUUGGAAAAAAUGAUUGUUGUUCCCGCUGGUAAAAGGUUGUACCUCAACAAAUGGGAGUGCGACUUGCCAAAGCCAGAUGAGCUUGAUGCCAUCCGAAAAUGCACUGAUCAGAUUUCCAGUAAACUUCCAGCUGCAGCUAAGUUAGAAAUCCGUGAAUUUUGAGUAGCUUGCUACACCUGGCUGAACGUUUUGAACAACUUUCAACCAUAAAAAUGUAUGUCACUUCAUAUGAGAUCAUUUGCAUUCUUUCUUAUAUUCAAUUUCUAUAGUUUAAUUUUUUUAUUAUACUUGUAUGUAUUUCGUAUAGCAGCUAAAUGGCUGCAAUGUAUUGCGCUGGAAUAAUUUUGAAUAAGUAUUGUACGUGUUGGGAGAA
Messenger RNA from Chenopodium quinoa (quinoa), 1787 nucleotides. Its product is annotated as putative F-box/LRR-repeat protein At3g18150. Gene Ontology annotation, molecular function: protein binding. The coding region runs from base 185 to 1576 and encodes 463 amino acids. The record is from RefSeq and is a predicted model, not a curated record. NCBI's taxonomy places the organism in Eukaryota, Viridiplantae, Streptophyta, Magnoliopsida, Caryophyllales, Amaranthaceae. The transcript has 2 exons.